GGGACAGGACCCUCAUGCUGCCCGGGCAGACUGCCUGAGCCGGCGGAUGGGCAGGCACGGAUGUUAGCACUGUGGUCGAGUGGAACUGCCGUCUAAUGAUCUAAAUCAGGAGACUGCAAGGGGUGGGGAAACGAAAACACACGCGUAGGGAAACUUUCAUUUUGAUGGGGGACUGGUGAUCAAGUGGUUGCUGAGUUUGCAGGAUCUCCAUUGACAACGGCAUCUACAGGAGGCGGGGACUGGCGCAGCAACUUGUGGCUGAAAGAACCCAGAACUAACUAACUAAUUCAGUAAUUUGUUAAAUAGACAACCAAUUCACUAACGUGAUAAUUUAUGCACUAACCACGCUUGCUGUCAGCCUCGAUUAAAGUGACAGUAUUAUUUAAGGUGAUGGAUAAAGAUUCCUUCAAUCUUCUGAUGGUCAAUCUUCUGGUAGAAGACACUAGUUUGGACAGUAACCAAGUUGUACAGAAUUGUGUGGUUAUAUUUUCGAAGAGCUACUGUCCUUAUUGUAUGAAGGCAAAGAGCAUCUUUGAAGAAAUAGGAGCUAAUUUCAAGGCAAUUGAACUGGAUCAUCGCAAGGAUGGUGACCACAUUCAAAAUAUUCUUGAGGAAUUGACUGGUGUCAGGACAGUGCCAAGAGUAUUUGUGAAUGGAAAGUGCAUUGGUGGUGCUACAGACACACACAAGCUCCAUUCAAAUGGUAAACUACUGCCUUUAGUGUUACGGUGUUCUCCACCUUGCAAAUGGGAUGACAGUUUUUGUCUUAAUCGUUCACAUUAAUAUUGAAUUCCUGCAUUUUUCAAACUGCUUGUUACUUCUGAAAUAAAACAUGAAGUUGCAA
Molecule: messenger RNA, 844 nt
Organism: Stegostoma tigrinum
Lineage: Eukaryota; Metazoa; Chordata; Chondrichthyes; Orectolobiformes; Stegostomatidae
Gene: glrx2
Product: glutaredoxin 2
Exons: 4
Coding region: 391-783 (130 amino acids)
Biological process (GO): cellular response to oxidative stress
Cellular component (GO): cytoplasm
Molecular function (GO): glutathione disulfide oxidoreductase activity
Source: RefSeq, a predicted model, not a curated record